AUGGCACAAUUCAUCCCGCGAGCAGCAUUUCCUGCCCAGCUCUCGCUGCCGCGCUCCUAUUUCCUCGGCCACCAUGCCUCGGGCCUCUCGAAAAUGAAGACCAUGCUCUCAUCAAUCGACCUCAUCAUCGAAUGUCGAGACUACAGAGUCCCGCUCACAUCUCGGAAUCCGCUCUUCGAAGAGUCGCUGGCUGGUCGAGAGCGCGUCGUCGUGUAUACGAAGAGAGAUUUGGGUAGUAAGGACCAGCCAGCGGAUAAACAGAGAGAAGACAUGAUCAAACAAUGGCAUGCACCAUCCACGACCCUUUUCACGAACCAUAAAUCGAAACGCGACGUGAGAACCGUCCUCGAUCUCUGCAAGCAGCACAACGAAGCACGACAAUCCUUACUCGGCUCGCGAAUUCUCGUCGUUGGUAUGCCGAACGUGGGUAAAUCGUCCCUCUUGAACGCGCUGCGGAUGGUAGGUGUACAUAAAGCCAAGGCGGCGUUCACAGGUGCCCAGCCAGGGGUGACGAGAAAGAUUGCCAGCGGAGUCAAGAUUGUAGAGAGGGACGAAGCAAAGGGACUAGAAGGCGUAUACUUGGUUGAUACGCCUGGUGUAUUUGUGCCAUUUGUGCCGGAUGCAGAGGCGAUGAUGAAACUGGCUCUAGUGGGGAGUGUGAAGGAUACGAUUAUUGCCCCGGUCACGCUUUGUGAUUAUCUAUUGUAUCACAUCAAUAAACAGCUAGGUGGGGAGGUGUGGUAUAAGGAGUACUGCCGCCCUACGAAUGAUGUCGUGGAGUUGUUGGAGGGGGUAUGUAGGAAGACAGGACGAUUAGGAAAAGGCGGCGUUCCGGACACGGAUGCUGCUGCGCUCUGGAUCAUACAGAGAUGGAGGCAGGGAAAUCUAGGUCAUUUCAUCUUGGAUGAGGUUUCACAAGAUGCUUUGGAGAUGAAGAUGAGAGAGGAAAUUGGAUUAAGUCUCAGCCAGGCAAGGAAACAAGCCAAGGACGUGCAGAGAGCGAGGACGAAGGCUAGACUGUCUGACGCUGCCCGCUGA
Mollisia scopiformis is the source of this 1038-nucleotide messenger RNA. Its product is annotated as P-loop containing nucleoside triphosphate hydrolase protein. NCBI's taxonomy places the organism in Eukaryota, Fungi, Ascomycota, Leotiomycetes, Helotiales, Mollisiaceae. Gene Ontology annotation, molecular function: GTP binding; GTPase activity. Gene Ontology annotation, cellular component: mitochondrion. The record is from RefSeq and is a predicted model, not a curated record. The coding region runs from base 1 to 1038 and encodes 345 amino acids. The transcript has 2 exons.